AUGUUGAAUCAACCAUUAAAAUAUCAAACUCAAAAAAUAUUGUUUACACCGGCGCUGAAAAGGGCAAGAAAACCUUUCGUCGUGAGAAAUGCUAUAACUGGAAUGUUAUUACUUGGAUUUUGUGGUGCUGUAUAUUCUUAUUCAAUUAUGGCUGUAAAACAAGAUGAUUUAAGUGAUGUACCUAUGCCAUCUUUACCUCCUUCUGAGAAUUUAUCCGAUGAUAAAAAGUGA
Molecule: messenger RNA, 231 nt
Organism: Funneliformis caledonium
Lineage: Eukaryota; Fungi; Glomeromycota; Glomeromycetes; Glomerales; Glomeraceae
Source: the annotation of a GenBank genome assembly